Molecule: messenger RNA, 2411 nt
Organism: Nerophis lumbriciformis (worm pipefish)
Lineage: Eukaryota; Metazoa; Chordata; Actinopteri; Syngnathiformes; Syngnathidae
Gene: col9a2
Product: procollagen, type IX, alpha 2
Source: RefSeq, a predicted model, not a curated record
GUGCCGGCGCCAGAGGAAAGCAAAGAAGAAGAAGAAAAAAAACUUCAGAACUGAGGCUUCACAUGAAAGCAUCUACAAGAUGGUUGAAACAGACGGCAACGCUUGUUCCACACCAGUCUGACCUGCAGCGAAAGGAAGGCAAACAAGAAGAAAACCCCCCCGCCAGAACCAAGAUGAUGAAAGCAUCUCCAAGGGGGCUGUCCAUGCAGGAUGCCAUCAUCACACCUCAACCCACCCCCAUGCAUCCCUCUACUGGUUCCUCGCUGCGCCGGCCUGGGAAAAGGAAUAAGGGAGCGAGAAGAGAGGAUUUGGUGAACUAAGGAGGCACCGGGAUCAUGGAUUAUCUCUCGGUCUUGCUGAAGUCCUGGGUGCUGCUGCAGACGCUGUGCCUGGUUCUGGCCCAAGUGAGAGGCCCACCUGGACCCCAAGGCCAGGCAGGUCCACCAGGCCCCUCUGGUACUCCCGGGUCGGACGGCAUCGAUGGAGACAAAGGUGCUCCUGGAACACCUGGUCCACUUGGUCAAAAGGGAGAGCCAGGAGAGUCGGGUCGUGAUGGAGCACCAGGAGAGAACGGCAUCGAUGGUUUGAUUGGUGCCAAAGGCGACCGAGGUCCAAUCGGAAGCCCUGGGCCAAAGGGUCAGUCUGGUUUAAGCGGAGAGCCUGGCCGUCCUGGAACCGGCCUACCCGGACUUGCUGGUGCUCCAGGGCCAAUUGGUCUUCCCGGUAAUAUCGGACUAAUCGGACCAAAGGGUUUAAUGGGAUCACCAGGACCUCCGGGACUCCCGGGCCCAGCAGGCAAGCCAGGUCCUCCCGGGAAGUUCAUUGGCGGAGAGGAGGGAAGCGCAGAUUUCCAGUGUCCUCUCAACUGUCCAGCAGGACCUAAGGGCCCGCAGGGACUGCAGGGGGUCAAAGGCCACAAAGGACGCCCCGGUGUUCUGGGAGAUUCCGGCAGCAUUGGAAAACUGGGAAUCAAGGGAGAAGUGGGCAUCUCUGGAGAGCAAGGCAUCCCAGGGCCUCCUGGUCCAAUGGGCGUGAGGGGUUAUCCAGGAAUGAUGGGCCCCAAAGGAGAGGCGGGACCUCGCGGUUAUAAGGGCAUCAACGGACCCGUUGGGAUUCCCGGACCUCCAGGUGAAGAGGGACCUCAGGGACCACCUGGAGAGGCAGGGGACAAGGGAGACAAAGGCGGCCGGGGCAUACAAGGCCCACAGGGCGCAGUUGGCAAAAAGGGAGAAAACGGCCUGCCUGGUAUUGAUGGAAAAGAUGGCACACCUGGUGUUCCUGGAAUCAAAGGUGGGCCCGGCCAGGAUGGGAUGCCAGGUCCUCCCGGUCCUUCCGGAACAGCGGGAUUACCUGGUAGUCCAGGGGCCAAGGGUGGACCUGGAGUUAAAGGCGAGGCUGGUCCCAGAGGUCCUGCCGGCAUGUCCGGUGCUCCUGGACCUUUGGGCGAGCCUGGGGUUCCUGGUGAGGCUGGUAUGGAAGGAGUUCCCGGUCCCAAGGGAGACCGAGGUCAGCGCGGUCCAGUGGGUCCACAAGGAAUAGUCGGAAAGGCUGGAAGCAAAGGAGAGAGAGGGCCGAUGGGCGUUCCGGGUGCUCAAGGUCUGAGUGGAACCAAAGGAGACAAGGGCUUCCAAGGAAAAGGUGGACCCAAAGGAGGCAUUGGAGACCCUGGUGUGGAGGGGCUGGCUGGUGAGAAAGGUGAAAAGGGUAUGUCUGGAGAACCUGGCCCUAAAGGACAGCACGGAGUGAGGGGAGACCUUGGACAUAACGGUCCAACUGGAGACUCUGGGAAGCCAGGUGAUCUAGGACCCCCUGGACUGCCUGGUCCUCGGGGGUUGAACGGCAUGAGAGGAGUGCCUGGCAUGCCGGGUAUUGAGGGUCCACCGGGACGUGAUACAUCUGACCAGCAUAUCAUUGAUGUGGUGCUAAGAAUGUUGCAAGAGAGGCUGGCAGCAGUGGCAGUGAGCGCUAAAAGGGCUGUGCUUGGUGGAGCUGGUGUCAUGGGACCCCCCGGCCCUCCUGGACCUCCGGGAUCAACGGGUCCACAAGGACCACAUGGUUUGCCUGGUUCUCGAGGAAUACCUGGCAUGAUAGGAGGUCACGGACAGAUCGGAAACACAGGUCUUAAAGGAAAGAGAGGAGCCAAGGGUCAGAGAGGAGAGGCAGGUAAACCUCAUCAAGGAUCACCAGGACCUCACGGAAUCCAAGGUCCUGCAGGUGUUGACGGCGUGGCUCGAGGCGGCCGACCAGGCGAGCGAGGGCCCCAGGGAGCAGCGGGCGGGGCGGGUCAUCCUGGUAAAGCAGGUCCACAAGGACUCCCGGGUUUCUGCGAGGCCGCCAUGUGUUUGGCAGCAUCUGCGUACACUUCACCAAGACUACAGGAAGCUGGCACCAUCAAAGGACCCAACUUUUAA